UUGUUGUGGUGUAGACUUUGACACCAGUUUCGCUUCGGUGUUGUUAUGCAGAGCUUCUUACCAGGGCUAUUAAGCUAUUGGCUACAAUUUAACAUCCUUCUAAAUUUAGGUUUAGCUUAAAAAGUAGCAAAUCUGUGACAGUGUAAGACAAAGGUCUUUUGCUGUAUUUAAGUGAUUUAAUGUUUAGUUGGGGUUUAAAAUUGAAAGGUUUUUCCACGAACCACAGCAGUCAAAAUGGAUCCCAGUCCAUUCAUUUUAGAUGGAGGUCUAGCAACAGAGCUUGAAGCAAGUGGAUUUCAGUUACAGGGAGAUCCACUGUGGAGUGCAAGAAUUUUGCAUGCAAACCCACAAGCCAUUAAGGACGUACAUUACAGAUAUCUUCAAAGCGGUUCUGAUGUUAUAACAACAGCCACAUAUCAGGCCAGCAUUGAGGGGUUUGUGAAAUAUCUUGAUCUCCGGCCUGAGGAGGCUCAGCAGAUGAUAAUGUCAGGGGUUCAGCUGGCAAAAGAGACCGUCCGAGAGUUCAUGUCUUCAACUGUGUCAGAAAACAGAAGAGAGCCUGUGGUUGCUGGUUCAGUGGGUCCAUAUGGGGCGUUUUUACAUGAUGGGUCAGAGUACACAGGAGCCUAUGAGGAGAAGAUGACAGUGGAGGAGUUGAAAGACUGGCAUCGUCCACAGAUCCAGUGCUUAGUAAAAGCCGGAGCUGAUCUUGUUGCCAUGGAGACCAUUCCAGGUCUCAAAGAGGCGGAGGCUUUGGUGGAAGUUCUCAGAGAAUUUCCAGAAGCUAAAGCCUGGCUUUCCUUUUCUUGUAAGGACAUUCAUAAUAUUUCAAGCGGGAGGAGAUUUUCUGAGGCGGUGCAGGUGGCAUGUAGGUCCUCACAGCUGGUGGCUGUAGGGGUGAACUGCUGUCCUGCUCCGUUAGUCAAACCGCUUCUAGAGUCAGCCAAGUCACACAAGAAAGCAGAUUUGGGCUGGGUGGUCUAUCCUAACAGUGGAGAAGAAUGGGACCCAAAGACAGGAUGGAAAACUAAAAAACAGACGUCAUUUGCCAAACUAAGUCUCGACUGGAAAGACCAAGGGGCUUUGUGGAUUGGUGGCUGCUGCCGUGUUGGUCCUGCUGAUAUAACUGAGCUGAAAGAACAACUACAUGUAUAGCCAUGACUCAUCAAACACCACGACAUCAUUUAGUUUAUUCUGGAAUAAUGCAGUGAUGUGUAAGAAGGUGUAUAAAUAUUUUGUUUUAUUUAUAAAUAAAAAUAAAACCAACACGCUAGAUUCA
This is a messenger RNA of Cyprinus carpio (common carp), 1279 nucleotides long. Its product is annotated as betaine-homocysteine S-methyltransferase-like. Gene Ontology annotation, biological process: S-methylmethionine cycle. NCBI's taxonomy places the organism in Eukaryota, Metazoa, Chordata, Actinopteri, Cypriniformes, Cyprinidae. The record is from RefSeq and is a predicted model, not a curated record. Gene Ontology annotation, molecular function: S-adenosylmethionine-homocysteine S-methyltransferase activity.